This is a messenger RNA of Cotesia glomerata, 8854 nucleotides long. RefSeq names its product protein stoned-B-like. Bases 194 to 6349 code for a protein of 2051 amino acids. Gene Ontology annotation, biological process: synaptic vesicle endocytosis; clathrin-dependent endocytosis; regulation of endocytosis. The record is from RefSeq and is a predicted model, not a curated record. Gene Ontology annotation, molecular function: clathrin-cargo adaptor activity. The transcript has 8 exons. NCBI's taxonomy places the organism in Eukaryota, Metazoa, Arthropoda, Insecta, Hymenoptera, Braconidae. Gene Ontology annotation, cellular component: synaptic vesicle; AP-2 adaptor complex.
AUUUUACUUACUAUUAUAAUUACAUUUAAUUUAAUUUAUGAAUAUUAUUACUGUGUCAGCUUUUUAAGUUUCUUGCUAAUUUUAAAUGCCGCUAAUGUUUUGUGGACGAUGAUGUUAAGACAAUGUGCAACUUAUCAAUGGGGCUCAUGAGGCUUAAUUUAGGCCUCCCCCAUGCCCUGGUAGCUUGUAGAGAAUGCACAAGCUGAUGCACAAGGGCUUAAAGAAGAAGAAGAAAUCGAAGAAAGGAAAGAAAGGUGAGGAGGAAGAGUUCGACCCCGAGGAGCUCGAGCGUUACAGGCGAGAACGGGCGGAAGCCCUUGAAAAAGCUGCUGCCUCUGGCUCAUCAGCAGCCGGCUCUGACGAGUGGCAAAAAUUCCAAGCGCUAACUGCUGGCGUUGACUCUAUUCUCAAGAAAACCCAGGGUGACCUCGACCGCAUAAAAGAGACCUCUUUUUUCCAACGCAAAGCGCCGGUAGUUGAGGAAAAGAAGCCCGAAGUUGACCCGGAGGUUGAGAGGGAACGCGCCAAGCGUUUCAUUGGGUUCGACAAGGACGGGAAUCCCAUCGAACAGACCGAAAAAGAAGAGCCAAAAAAGAAGGAGAUAACCGUCACCGAGGAGGGUUUCGUUGAGAUACCUGACGACGACGAGGAAGAUGAGAUUUCAGCAGAGGAAGAUAUUUUCGAUACGACCUACAUCGAUGUUCUUCAAAACACCGAGAUCCAACUAGCUUACAUCCCCGACAGCCCGACCGAAGAAGAAGCCGGUGACGAUCCAUUUGAUACCACCAACGCCGAUAAAGUUCUCAAGACUGUCGACAAGCACGGUAAAAAAGUAGUCAGUCUUGGCAACGCCGUCGAAGUACUUUCCGGUCGCGUCGAACAAGCCAGUGCUUGUAAGAUCUCUCGACCUCGCAAAGUCAGAGUACAAAAUUUACUACUUGACGACGCAGAGCUCGAAACGGUCGCUUCCGAGUCCGGAGAAGCUACUACUGCAAGCGAACCUGUACAAGUUGAAAAAACUUUACUAGACGACGAUUCAGAUCUUCCAGAUAUACCUAUCGAUUUAACAAACUUAUCUUCUAUUUUACCAAGACCAGUCACACCUGACGUUAACCUCUCCGACGAGAACAACAAACUCUCAGAAGGUCCCAUUGAUAUCUCGGAGUUCGAGAUCUUGAGAGAGAAGACUAUUCUCGAAGAAAUACCUGAUUUAGAUGAUGAUUUUGAUCUUGACGGACCAGUUGAAGCUCCAGCUGGCUUGGUAGAAGACGACGAUCCUUUCGCGGAGAAAGAACCAGAGGGAGUCCUUGCAGAAGUUGAGAUUAUUGAAGCGAGCUUCGAAGUCGCUACAUUCGUAAACGAGGAAGAUCCUUUUGAUACAACUUUUGCUGAUAAUUUGGUACCUGGAAAAACAGAGCUCAGGUUUAUUGAGAAGGAACUUGACGAGUUACCUGAUUCAGAGGUCACUAUCUCCUUGACAGACCCUGCAGGUCUGAAACGUGACUACGAAACUGGAUUGCUGAGCCAAAAAACAGAGAAAACUGAUCUGCUAGGUGGUUCUUCCACGGAUUUGACCCAGCUUUCUGAUCGACCAAUCACCCCGGCUGGAGAAUUGACUUACGUAGAUCCUUUCGAUACUUCAGGAAUCCAAGAGCCAGUUCCUGGACAAGGUGAGUUGAAGUUCCUGGAAAAAGAGCUUCUGGGAGACAAAAAGGCUGAUAGUCUUGAAGACGACGAUUUUGAUCCUCGAAAAGAAGAGGUAGUUGUCAAAAAAGCAGCUCCUCCUCGUCCACCUCCGGUUAAUUCUAAGGUUAACGUUAAAGUUGAGUUUGAAGCUGAAGAAGCGGCUGCUAUUGCUGCGAACCAGCUGCGAAAGCCUUCAAGGCCAGAAGUACUAGGCUUAGCUCCGGUUAAAAGCGUUUCUUUCGAGCUACCUACUCCCUCUCAACGCCCGGACUUGUUGAUCACAAGCGACGAAGAAAAAUCAAUACAUUCUAAGCCUCUGACGCCUUACUAUUCUCAGAAGUCUAUUGACGAGGCAGCCGAGGACAAUUUGCCCGAAGACGAGGUCAAUGCAGAUCCGUUUGACACGAGCUUUGUCGCGAAAGUAACCCCUGGAAAAACAGAACUCAAGUUAAUAGAGUCAGAAUUAUUGAAAGAAACUAAGUUAACUCACAGCACCAGCGAACACGACUUUAAUCCUCGGGAACCAGUCAAGAAUACCAGAAGACAGAGCGACUUUGGUGGAACUUCUGUGAGACCUAAGAGUCUUAAAUUUGGAGAAGCUACCGAGUCACUGUUGGAAGACGACUCCGAAACUAAAAGUGUGUAUGAAAUAAACGAAGCAGUUCACAGGAAAAAAGCUGACCCGCCUAAACGGCAGGAAAGUUUGUUGGACGCAGAAGUUGACGUUAAUAUAAAAGCUCUUACUCCGACUAUCGAGACCAGGGUUUCUGAAGAAGAGGAAGAAGAGAUAUCCUAUGUUGAUCCUUUUGACACCUCGAUAGCAAGUAACAUUUUGCCGGGGAAAGCCGAGUUGAAGUUACUCGAAAGUGAGCUCAGCAAAAUUCCAAAUCAGGUUCAGCCUAUUAGAAUAAAUCCGAUCAGUGCGGAUAAACUUUCGCGGCCGCCAAAACCACCUGUCAUUGAAGAGGACCAAGAUUUUGAUCCAAGGGCUGGAGAAGCGGCCCAAGAUUUCUUGUCCUCUGACAUUCAAGACUCCGGGGAUAAAGUUCUUACUCCUGUGCUGAGCCAAGAUUUUGACGACGACACUGUUGAUCCAUUUGACACCAGUUUCGCUAGUAUUGGACCUGGAAAAACAGAACUUAAACUUUUAGAAUCUGAAUUAGUUGAUAAAAAAAAAAAAACAAAAAUGGAUUCCAAAGGUGGUAAUCCAUUUUUGAUGGAUGAUUAUCCAUCAGAACCGGUAUCGCAGCAGUCGAAUCCAUUCCUCCAAGACUUUGGCGCCGAGCCUGAGGCACCGGUGAGCAAUGACAAUCCGUUUUUCAACUUUACCGCUGAAGAAAACUACCAACCUCCACCAGCUGACUCUACAAACCCGUUUGCAUUCUUUGAAGCACCUACAGAGGCUCAGCCCCAAGAGUUUGUACCAGCGACAACCGCUGCUGAGGUUCAAGAAGCGAAUUUUCUGGGUACAGACACUCAAAUAAACUUAUUCACAGACCACGUUCAACCGGAAGAGGAGGUAGAUUUUAUUUCGCAAAACGAAAAGGUCAAAGUUGAAUCGAGCAAUGAAAAGCCUACGCCAAAACGCCCACCACCGCCACCCAGACCCGUUCCACCCCCCGCACCACCUAGAAACACUAAAGAUUUAAUACUCUCGGUUACUGGCGCAAUGGACGCGACUUCAAAUCAUUUGUUGGACCGCCUCCAAGCUACUCGAACACCCAGUCCCACGCUGAUGCACUCGCCAUCGCCAACGCCCGAACACAGCUAUGCAGAUUUACUGGAUGUUGAUAACAAUAUUCCAGAUUUGAUGUCCGAUGAUAAUCAAUCAGCAGCCACUGGUCAAACGGAAAACAUCCUUGAUAUAUUUGAUGCUCCCCAAACUGAAAUGACCGCUGACUCCAUGUUCUCGGCACCUAGUAUGGACACCAGUGUCAGUCAACCUGCUACUGAUGUUUCUUCUUUUGGUGCCACAAUGGAUAAUCCGUUUGGCAUGGUUAAUGAACCCGUUGUCAACGUGAUGUCUUCUUAUGGGUCUGAAGCUGUUCCUGAAGAAACUCUACAAGAAAAAAGACCAUCAGUUGACGUUUCUACGCCAUUUGCAGACAUAACUUCACCAGAAGCAGUAGAUGCUCCUGAUGCAUCGGCAAUUAAUCAACCUGAGUCGAAUUUCUUCUCCGUAGAUCAAUCUACAGUAUCAGAAAUGACCUCCGCACCUUUUUCUUCAGUUCAGUCUGGUUUAUUCAGUGCAGAACCGCUUUUCACAACAGCACCAAGCAAAGAAACUACUCAACAAGUGCCAACAAGUGCUGCGACAAAUAUCUUCGCGUCAGGUUUGCUCGAGGAUUAUGGUCAACAGCCUGAGAGUGUGGGUGAACUGAUAUCUUCUAGUCCAACACCAGCAUCCGAGUUUCCCAAUAGUGCUUACAAGCCAGAAGAACUGGAUAACUUUGCAGCGGCAACUGAGUCCAUUCGGAACACUUCUGACGCAUUUGAUGCAUUUGCCAGUAAAUUCGACAAAGCUGCUGAACCAGAAGCUGGAGACCCGUUCAUGGACGCUUUUGGGUCUGGACAAACUGCCAUGGAUACGUCCAGCGAUGUCUGGGGUGACUCUUCAGCAGCUGGUUCUGACGGAGCUAAUAUUGGAUUUGGUGAAAGUGAAGGAUUUGAUUCUUUUCUCAGCAUGACGGCUCCUCCUCAGGAACCUGGGAGGAUGAAACGGAACGACUCCGCGGAUUCUGAUGAAGCUCCUGAUUUCAGUGUCUUUAUCAAGCCAAAAGAAGGCACUGAAGCCUUCAACGAGGGCGGUCCUGUGCCUGUUUUGGCUCCACCACCAAAGAGUCCGAUAAAUUCAGCUUACAAUGACUCAUCGCCAAGGUUCAAUCCGUUUGACAAGUCAGCUGGGUUUGCACAGGAGGCUGUUAUUCCUUCGGAGAUGCCCCAGGUUCCUGAGAUGACUAGAACGGAUUCUCAAGAAACUCCACCGACGCCAUUGUUCGAUGAAGAUGUCAGCCAACCACUUGAAGAGUUUCCUCGAGUCACGUACACAGGAGAUGGUUGGGAAAUGCACUUACGUCAACCGAAUAAAAAGAAGAUAACAGGACAAAGAUUCUGGAAAAAAAUAUUUGUAAGGUUAGUUUACCAAGGCGAUGCUCCGGUUCUUCAGUUAUUUAAUAAAAACGACGAUAAAGAUCCAUUUCAAGAACUGCCGCUCCUAACAUGUUAUUCAGUGUCUGACAUAGCAGCCCAGCAAUUCGAUCAAUACGGAAAAAUAUUUACAGUUAAGCUUCAGUAUAUAUUUUAUAAAGAGCGCCCGGGGGUUAGGCCAGGACAAGUUACAAAAGCUGAGCGACUUACCAACAAAUUGAGCCAGUUCGCGGCUUAUGCAAUUCAGGGUGACUAUCAAGGUGUUAAAGAAUUCGGUAGUGACUUGAAGAAACUAGGUCUUCCCGUGGAACAUGCGCCCCAAAUUUCGCAGCUUUUUAAAUUGGGCUCGCUUAAUUAUGAAGAUCUUAAAACAUUUUCCUGUGCAAUUGAAGAAGCUCUCUUCAGGAUACCAGCACAGCGAGAGCGUGCGCUGACCUACAAGAUGGAGGAAGUCCAGAUUAAUGUCGUAGACGAACUUUAUGUCGAGCAGAGCGCCUCCGGGCAUGUAGACAAACAAAUAGCAAGGGUUAGGUUGUUUUUCCUGGGUUUUCUCACCGGGAUGCCGGAUGUCGAACUGGGCAUCAAUGAUAUGUGGCGCCAAGGCAAAGAAGUUGUCGGCAGACACGACAUCAUCCCAGUGGUGACUGAAGAAUGGAUCAGGCUGGAGAGCGUUGAGUACCAUUCCUGUGUUCAGCUAGACGAGUAUGAGAAGUCUAGAAUUAUUAAGUUCAAACCACCUGAUGCAUGCUAUAUUGAACUAAUGAGAUUCCGGGUAAGGCCACCGAAGAAUCGAGAGCUGCCGCUUCAGCUAAAAGCUGUAAUGUGUGUUACAGGAAAUAAGGUUGAAUUGCGUGCUGAUAUUCUGGUUCCUGGAUUCGCAUCGCGAAAACUUGGACAAAUACCUUGCGAAGACGUGAUGGUCCGAUUCCCGAUUCCCGAGUGCUGGAUUUAUUUGUUCCGAGUGGAGAAACAUUUUCGAUAUGGCUCAGUAAAGUCUGCUCACAGAAGAACGGGCAAAAUAAAAGGCAUUGAGAGAUUUUUAGGUGCUGUUGAUACUCUGGAGCCGCAAUUGAUGGAAGUAACAUCUGGACAAGCUAAAUAUGAGCAUCAGCAUCGUGCUAUUGUUUGGAGAAUGCCUCGCUUACCUAAAGAAGGACAAGGUGCAUACACGACUCAUGGACUUGUUUGUCGCAUGUGCUUGACAUCUUAUGAUCAGAUACCUGAAAAGUUGACCGAGUAUGCGUAUGUUGAAUUUACAAUGCCAGCUACUCAAGUCUCACACACAACAGCAAGAAGUGUCAGCUUGCAGAAUAGUGACAGUGAUAAUCCACCAGAAAAAUACGUGAGAAAUCUCUCGCGACAUGAAUACAGAGUUGGAAUUGAGCACACACAAGGGGAAGGACCCGGUGCUUACGUAUCAGCAACCAAGAAAAUUCCAGAAAGUACUCCAGAGACUCAUGAAGAACCUUCACCUCAGCCAGUAGCAGCUGAGUCAGAUUCUGAUUCUUCAGAAUAAAUUUAAUCUUAAGUAAUGAUAGGUACAAUAUAACAAAAUAAAUUAUAUACAAAUAUAUAAAUAUAUACAUAUAUAAAUAUGAAUACGAUGAUAAAUGGUUGAGAAUAAGGUAGAAGAUUAGAAUAAAAAUGUUAUAAUUUUUCCUUGCCAGUUUAAACGCUUGAUAAAGUACCAUCAAGCCUCUAAGUACCAAAUGCACACACUUAAAAUAAAUAAUAAAGUUAUAACUAUUGUAAUUAAAAAAAAUAAUUAUGAGAAUGACUAGUCGGUAAAAAAAGACAAUACACACAGCUUUUUAUGUUUAUUUAAAAAAAAUAAUUUGUUACUUUUCAAGUAUGUAAUUUUAAUUACAAUUCAUAUUCAUAAAAGCUCAUUGCUAGUAAUUUUAAGGAAUUGAUUUAAAUUUAAUUUAAGAUAAUUUAUUAUAAAUUUAAUUCGCCCGCAAUUAUUCUAAUUUUUUGCGAUAAUAUAGUAACUGGUGCAAUUAAAAGUAUUAUAUUUAUUUAUAGUUGAUGAUAGCAGAUGUUGAUAUCACUAAAUCAUAUCUUUGCUUUAAAUCAUUAAAAUUAUACAUAUAAAUUGUUAUUUAAUCAAUUAAAGGACGUGUUGUUGGUAUUGCGUAUUGAUGAAGGAUUGAAUUGCUAGUCAUAAUGAUUAUUUAAUAGUCACUUAAUUUUAAGAUAUAUAUACAUAAAUUAAAUAUAAUUAAUUAAGUAGAUUAUAAACUAACUAAUUAUAAGAAUAGAUUAAGUUUCAUUUUUUACUAUUAUUUGACACAUGUCACGUUAUGAAAAUUCUUGAAAGAACCCCAGCUAAGACCAAAGAUGACAAAAUAAGGAUGCAUUGUGUAUUACAAUUAUACAUAAUGUAAUUAUAUUAUAGCUAUAUUAUUGCAUUAAUUUGGUGCUAUUUUAGCUACCAAAUCCAUUGUUGUUAAUUAUUAUAAAUUAUAAUAUACAUAAAAUAUCAAAGUAUUAUAUAUUAAAUACAUAUUUAAGGUAUUUAUAAAAUAGUUAUAUUAAUAAUUAAGCUAUGAUUAAGUAGAAUAUAAGUUUCAUUUCAAUUAUUUAUUAUUUAAACACUUUUAUGUCCUCAAUGAGGUCUUGGAGAGUGAACUCUAGUCAACCGGCACGCUAAUUAAUGUUAAUUAAUAUAUAAGAAUGUAUAGUCAUAAUAUUAAUAUUUAUUUAUAGUCUUAAUACAAAUAAUUUGUUAAAAAAUAAUUAAUAGUUUUAAAAUGAUUAUGGAUGUGAGCUUUUAUGUAAAAAUGAAAAAUGAAGUACUUGAGAAGUAACAUUACUUAUAACUGAGUUUAAAUAAAUGAGCGAUUUAUUUAAAGGGUAUAAUGCUUGUUAAAUAAUAAAAAUAUAAAGAUUUUUGAAACUCGUUGCCAUGACGGUGACGUUUCCAGCUCGUGAUCUCAAUAUGUAAUCGUACGUGAGAACAAAAACCGCGUUGUAUAGUUAAGAUAAAUUUAUCCAACGUAAAUUGCAUGAAUAGAAUUAUUUAUUAGCGUAAAUAUUAUAAAUAAUUUUAAUUGAUAUUUGAAUGAGUAUCAAGUAUAAAAUAACAAUUGAACACAACAAUCGAAGAUAAUUAUAAAUAAUGCAAGGAAGUUUAAACCUUGCUGCAAUAUAAAGGUGUUUUUAAUGUCUUCUGAUUAAAAUCAUACGUGUAUAUUCAAAUAUAUUAAAUUGUAAUUCUGAUAAUGAAGAUGAUAAUUAUAAUGAUGAUUAUUCAGAUCUUUCGAGUCUACCGAUUGUUGUUAUUCAUGUUAGACAUCGACGUAAUAUAUAAUUGCAAUAAUGAUAAAAAAAAUAUAUCAUAAUAUAUUUUCUUUGAUGUAAUAAAUUAAAAUUAAAAUAUUCAAAUUAAAUAUACACUGAAAAUAAUAAAAGUAUAUGUAUAAAAUAAAUAUUAUCUGCGUAAUAAUAGUAUCUAUCAUCGGAAAAAUAAACGAAUCCAACGGUGAAGUUUCAAUAACAAAAGUUACCACACGUAGCUCUUGUAUGAAUGUUUAAAAAAAUCAAUUGUAUUAAUUAAUUAAUUAAUUGAUUAAUUGAUAAGGUUUUUUUAUUAUUUUGACAUUUAAAAAGCCAGUUUCCGGGUAUAUAUGACAAUGGUUUUUAGACAAUAGAGUAAAUAAAAUCUCCAAUUUAUUUUCAAGAUUAACGAUUGUGUUCUGAAGUCAUUAGUAAUUACUAAUUAAUAAUAAAUAAUAUGAUAUAAAUAAUAAAAUAAAACACACACGUGUGAAAUAACUGUAAACAAGUAAAUAAAUAAUAAUAAAUUGUUAAAAUAAAAAAAAAAUAUAAAUAAAAUAGUAGGGUGUGAUGUAUAACGAUGUGCAAAAGACGUACCAAUUAUUUGUUGUAUAUUUAUUUUUUGUGAAGAAUUUAAAUCUGAAUAAAGAAUGAGUUUGAAAGUGUUUUCAAGUUUAAAUUCUGUUUGGCUUGUGACAGAGACGUGUACUUAUAAACAAUAUGAACUUGUUUAAGCAAUUAA